CUCCCUCUGGCUCGCUUUGAGCCCGCUCCUCCCGUCUCUCCUUGCAGAACACCAUGGCCACUCUCAAGGACAAGCUGAUCUCCUCGGUCGCUGCGGGAGCCACAGUCCCGAACAACAAGAUCACUGUUGUAGGGGUUGGCCAGGUUGGGAUGGCCUGUGCUGUCAGCAUCCUUGGAAAGGGUCUUUGUGAUGAGCUUGCUCUGGUUGAUGUUUUGGAGGACAAACUAAAAGGAGAAAUGAUGGAUCUCCAGCACGGGAGCUUGUUCCUUCACACUCAUAAGAUUGUGGCAGACAAAGAUUAUGCUGUCACAGCCAACUCCAAGAUUGUGGUAGUAACUGCAGGGGUUCGUCAGCAAGAGGGGGAGAGUCGUCUCAACCUGGUCCAGAGGAAUGUGAAUGUCUUCAAAUUCAUCAUUCCUCAGGUUGUCAAGUACAGCCCCAACUGCACCAUACUGGUGGUUUCCAACCCAGUGGAUAUAUUAACCUAUGUCACAUGGAAGCUGAGUGGCCUGCCAAAACACCGUGUGAUUGGAAGUGGUUGCAAUCUAGACACAGCCAGAUUUCGCUAUCUGAUGUCUGAGAGGCUUGGUAUCCAUCCAAGCAGCUGCCAUGGCUGGAUCUUGGGAGAACAUGGUGAUUCCAGUGUGGCUGUUUGGAGCGGAGUUAAUGUGGCAGGUGUUUGCCUCCAGGAGCUGAAUCCUGCCAUGGGAACUGACAAAGAUGCUGAGAACUGGAAGGAGGUCCACAAGCAAGUGGUUGACAGUGCCUAUGAGGUGAUCAAACUGAAGGGAUACACAAACUGGGCUAUUGGCCUUAGUGUUGCUGACCUCUGUGAGACCAUGCUGAAGAACUUGUACCGGAUUCAUUCAGUCUCAACACUGGUAAAGGGCAUGUAUGGCAUUGAGAAUGAUGUCUUCUUGAGCCUUCCUGCUAUCCUAAGUGCCUCUGGACUGACAAGUGUCAUCAACCAAAAGCUGAAGGAUGAUGAGGUGACUCAGCUGAAGAAGAGUGCAGAUACGUUGUGGAGCAUCCAGAAAGAUCUCAAAGAUCUGUAACCCAUGAAUGUUAGAUUCCAGCAAUAGAGAAACAGCAUGUGUGCAGAUGUGGGCUCCACUCACUAUACGUCUCUAUGGUUAACAUUAAAUGCUCUUCCAGA
Molecule: messenger RNA, 1156 nt
Organism: Acanthisitta chloris (rifleman)
Lineage: Eukaryota; Metazoa; Chordata; Aves; Passeriformes; Acanthisittidae
Gene: LDHB
Product: lactate dehydrogenase B
Exons: 7
Coding region: 54-1055 (333 amino acids)
Biological process (GO): carboxylic acid metabolic process
Cellular component (GO): cytoplasm
Molecular function (GO): L-lactate dehydrogenase (NAD+) activity
Source: RefSeq, a predicted model, not a curated record